Molecule: messenger RNA, 261 nt
Organism: Iphiclides podalirius (scarce swallowtail)
Lineage: Eukaryota; Metazoa; Arthropoda; Insecta; Lepidoptera; Papilionidae
Source: the annotation of a GenBank genome assembly
AUGGGUAGCCUCAAAGGGAGAUUCUUAAGGUUUUUGUUUCGGAACGUGUACAAAACUCCGUGGGAGGGGGCACAGACGGCUGUACACGUUGCGCUGGACAAAAGGGCUGGUGAAGUGAGCGGAGAGCUGUUUAAAAACUGCAAGCUGAUAGGACACAAGCGGGGUGAGCACAGCGGGAAAGUGUCGAAGCAACUGAGGGAAGAGUCCGUGAGGCUGGUGAAGAUGAGCGGCGAGGAAUUCGAUCGGUGCUUCACAGUACUA